Molecule: messenger RNA, 441 nt
Organism: Aedes aegypti (yellow fever mosquito)
Lineage: Eukaryota; Metazoa; Arthropoda; Insecta; Diptera; Culicidae
Product: 60S ribosomal protein L18a-like
Exons: 1
Coding region: 1-441 (146 amino acids)
Biological process (GO): translation
Cellular component (GO): ribosome; cytosolic large ribosomal subunit
Molecular function (GO): structural constituent of ribosome
Source: RefSeq, a predicted model, not a curated record
AUGGAAUAUCAGGUCAUUGCGCAUAAGCUGUCCGAGAAGGAUCGGAACCCUUUGCCGUUCAAGAUCAAAAUCUUCGCACCGGCCCAGAUCGUGCUCAAGUGCCGUUUCUGGUGCUUCAUGUGGCAGCUGUGGCAGUUUAAGAAGACCACCAGUGAAAACGUUUUGGUCAAGCGCAUCCUGGAGAAGACUCCACUGCGCCUCAUGAACUUAGGUUAUGACUGCGCUACGAUUCCUGCUGCAGUACGCACAACGUACUAUCACUCAGUGCUACAGCGACACGGCUUAGCGACUCCGUGCCCGUGCCCACUCCAUCCAAAUAAUCAACGUCAAAUAGUAGAAAACCUCCAAGACCCGUUGUGUUCAGCAGUUCCACGACUCGAAGAUCACAAGCGCUACCGGAAGCUUUUCUCGUUCUUCCAAUCGGCUACCUACUACCAGUGA